Petromyzon marinus (sea lamprey) is the source of this 3704-nucleotide messenger RNA. It is a transcript of the gene FTSJ3, whose product is annotated as FtsJ RNA 2'-O-methyltransferase 3. Gene Ontology annotation, biological process: maturation of 5.8S rRNA from tricistronic rRNA transcript (SSU-rRNA, 5.8S rRNA, LSU-rRNA); rRNA methylation; maturation of LSU-rRNA from tricistronic rRNA transcript (SSU-rRNA, 5.8S rRNA, LSU-rRNA). Lineage: Eukaryota; Metazoa; Chordata; Hyperoartia; Petromyzontiformes; Petromyzontidae. Gene Ontology annotation, cellular component: preribosome, large subunit precursor; nucleolus; nucleus. The record is from RefSeq and is a predicted model, not a curated record. Gene Ontology annotation, molecular function: rRNA (uridine-2'-O-ribose)-methyltransferase activity; rRNA (guanine) methyltransferase activity.
GACCCCGCCCCGCUGCCGUACUCGCACUUUGAACUCUGACCCGUGACGUCAUCACCGGCCGCCACGCUGCUGCACGUGGUCGAGAACCUCACCGGCUCGAGGGAACGAGAGAAACGCGGAGGCGCUCACGACUCUACCCCGACCCCACAGAGCGAUGGGGAAGAAGUCGAAGAUCGGGAAGGCGCGGCGCGACAAGUUCUACCUGCUGGCCAAGGAGACGGGCUACCGCGCUCGCUCUGCCUUCAAGCUCAUCCAGCUCAACCGCAAGUUCGGCUUCCUGCAGCGCGCGCGCGUCCUCGUGGACCUGUGCGCCGCUCCUGGAGGAUGGCUGCAGGUGGCAUCGAAGUUCAUGCCCAUCUCAAGUCUCGUCAUCGGCGUGGACCUCGUGCCCAUCAAGUCCAUCCCGAACGUCGUCACCCUACAGGAGGACAUCACCACGGAUAAGUGCCGCCAGGCUCUCAAGAAGGAGCUGCAGACGUGGAAGGUGGACUGCAUGCUCAACGACGGAGCGCCCAAUGUGGGAGCCAACUGGUCGCACGACGCGUACGCCCAGGCGCGGCUCACGCUCCAGGCGCUGAAGCUGGCAUGCGAUUUCCUCAACAAGGGCGGCUGGUUCAUCACCAAGGUGUUCCGCUCGCGCGACUACCAGCCGCUCAUGUGGCUCUUCCAGCAGUUCUUCCAGAAGGUCCAGGCCACCAAGCCCCAGGCAUCGCGUAGCGAGUCUGCCGAGAUCUUCGUCGUGUGCCAAGGUUACAAAGCUCCAGACAAAAUCGACAGCAAGUUUUUCGAUGCAAAGUACGCAUUCAAGGAGGUCGAGAUCGAAGCUAAGACCAUAAGGGACAUUGCCGACGACAAGAAAAAACCCAAAGCCGAGGGAUACACGGAGGGGGACUACACGCUCUUCCAUCCUCUCCCAGCCACCGAGUUCCUCAAGUGCAGCAACCCCAUCGACUUCCUGAACAAGUGCAGCCAGAUCGUGCUGGAUGACCCACGCAUGGUUUCUCACCCAAGCACCACCAACGAGAUCGCGGAGUGCUGCCGAGACAUCAAAGUGCUCGGGCGCAAGGAGCUUAGGUCGCUCAUCAACUGGCGGACAAAACUGAAAAAGAGUUUGUUGCGGGCGACCGAGGAGGGAGCGGCACCCGUGGAGAAAGCGGCGCCCGCGGAGGAAGCGGCGACGCCGGUGACGGCUACAGACGGAGAUAUCAGCCUCGACUCGUCCGAGGGGGAGAGCGACGGCAGGCAGGCGGGGGCGGUCGAUGGCAGCGACGACGACAACGAGGAGGAGAUGGAGAAGCAGCUGGCCGACAUGAAAUCCGACGAGGUGGCUGACCUCAAAAGAAAGAAGAAGAAGCUGCUGAAGGAGCGGCGGAAGCUGCGCGAGAGGAUGGAGUUGAAGAUGGACGUGCCCGGAGACUCCCUGGCCGAGAGCUCUGACUUCAGCCUCUUCAACCUAAAGAGCAUCAACAAAGCCAAUAUGGCGGAGAUGGAGCAGGGGGACAUGUCUUUGGCGGCUCUCGUCGAGGUGAUCGGCCCGGCGGACGACGACGUCAACAUGGGGGACUUCAACGAGGAGGCGGACGGCGACUCCGCCGACGAGGAGGAGGAGGUCGCGCUGCCGCUGCACAAGAUCCGGGGCGGCAAAAGGAGGGAAGUGACGCCGGAGCCGUCGGAGGAGCAGCCCAAUGCCCUGGUGGUGGAUUACGAGGACAGCGAGAGCAGGGCCCAGCGCGAGACCAACCUGUGGUUCGGCAAGGACAUCUUUGCUGGCCUGGAGACGGAGGUGGACGAGCAGAUGGAGCUGAAACAUGCGCAGAGGAUGUUCAAGAAGAUGGCCCGUGCAGCCGCGAACGAGCACGAGCAAUCAACCACGAAACAGGGGAGUGGACAGGACGACGUGGGGGGCGACGCCCAACCCUCGCAGCCCAAGGAGGAGUUCGGCUCGGACAGCGAUGAUAGCGAUGAUGACGACGCUGCUCAGAUCGCGCGCCUCAAGGAGCUCUCUGCCUCCAUCAAGACCGGACGGCGAGGCCGCUACGCGGCCGCUCCGGACCUUGACCUCGACGACGACGAUCACUUCGAGACGGUCCCGAUCGAGGAGCCAGCGAAAAUCGAGCGAGUGCUGGACGCCGAGGGCCUGGCGAUCGGCAGCCUCAUCGCCACCUCCCGCAAGAGGACCCGCGACCUAGUGGACGGCUCCUUUGACAGGUUCGCGUUUAACGACGAGGGGGAACUGCCAGACUGGUUCACCGACGACGAGCGCAAGCACCGACGGAAGAUGCUCCCCGUGGACAAGGCAACGGUGGCCGAGUACCGCAAGCGCUGGCAGGAGAUCAACGCGCGGCCCAUCAGGAAGAUCGCCGAGGCCAAGGCUCGCAAGAAGAAGAGGAUGCUGAAGAAGGUGGAGAAGGCGCAGAAGAAGGCGGAGGCGGUGGUGGACACGGUGGACAUCUCAGAAAGGGAGAAGAUGGCGCAGCUUCGCAGCAUCUACAAGAAGGCCGGCGUGAAGAAGCAGGACAAGGACGUGACGUACGUCGUGGCUAAGCGGUCCUCCGGCCGCAAGGUCGGCCGCCCCGCCGGCGUCAAGGGCCACUACAAGGUGGUGGACGCGCGCCUGAAGAAGGACACGCGCGCCAAGCUCCGCAAGGAGGGCGGCAAGAAGAAGGGGGGUAGACGAGGUGGCCGCUAGCCGUCGGAACGUCGCUGCCGCUGCAGUUAGUACAUGCAAAACCGGGCCUGCUAAAUGACAUCCUUUUCCGACAUCAGUGUACAUACAUACAAACAACCGCUAGCCGAUCGGUCAUGGGUAUACACAUGGCCUCGAGUCCUCCAGCGCUGUGGAGGCGACGAGGGUUGGUGAAAUGCUGCGGAACUCUUCCCGUAGGCAUCGAGGAGAGGUGCCACACACCCUGGCUUGUCCGGGAGAAGUCAGUACCAGCAACAAUGUGGACUCCACCUGUUCUGUCUGUAUGAGAUGGAGUGUGUCCUCCUCCCCCCCCCCCCCCCCUUGUACACGUAGUAUUUCUCCGGGUGCUCCGUUUUCCUCUCACAUGUAAACACUCAUUAUUGCCCAAUAAUACCUUAAUACACAGAGGAGCGCAGAGCUUGGGGAGGAGUCUGUGGCGGCCCGCGGUGUGGCUGCCUCCACCCGCUUGUCUGUGGCUCCUCGCGCUCCUGGGUCGUCCGCUCUCUCUACAAGAGAGCGGACACGCGGCAUUGCGUUACAACUUGACAUUAUUAUUAAAUUAACAAGUACAACCGUACGUCAUGCUUUUUGCGUUGCUCGUUUUUUGUGGAUGGCAGUGGCAUUUGAAGUUUUUAGUAACAAAAAAAAGAUAAUAUCAGAUACAUUAAAACAAACAUUUAAUAUCAGUUUUAGAGUAAGUUUCCCCAAAAUAUAAACUCAGAUGGCAAAGGUUAUUCUUAAAUAUCAAUAUGCACACAGUGAAGGAACUUUUUAUCGCUUGUGAUAUUCAGAGGGACACAAAUAAGCAAGCACAGCAGAGCAUGUGGAUUUAGGAUGGCUGUUGAGGGCAGAACGAAAUCAAAAUUGUGAAAUGAAGAGAGGUGGAUAGAAGUGGGGUUGGAGUUUUUGAAUCACGGUUGCUGAGCACAGACCCAGAACACGCAGUGGCUGGAGACAAAUAUCACUUAAAGUUGCAAGGCACAACACGUUCCUGGAAUUGAGCGUAGUAAGAACUUUG